ACUGGUGAAUGCGAUGAAUCAGAACUGUAUAGCCUACUCGUCCUCUCAUGAUCUCUGCCCUGCUUCCUCCUGAUCACACUAGAAAAAUGCAGUUUAGGCAACACCUUAAAUUUGCCUUAUAAGUCCACAAUGGAACCGCUUCGGCUCCCUCUCACAGACUUUUACACACCUCUUUUGUGGAGGAAAAGGAGCAGUGCCUUCCCCUCCUAAAUCCGGUGAUGUCAUCGGAGACCAGGCUUCUUCACAGGAUUGGAGGAUCUCGCCAUAAAUUUCCUGAAAACUCCCAACCCCUUUUUUUUUCCUCUCCUCUCUCUCCCCAUCCCAACAGUGCACGUCCCUGACUUCCUGCCCGAGAGGGGAAAAAAAGCCUUUUCCUCGGAGCUUGAAACUUCAAAUCGAUAACUUUUAAGGGGACACAGCCGGUCAAAUUUAGGCUGCUACUUUUUUUUCUCCUCCCUCCUUCCGCAUUCUUUUUCGGUCGAGAAAACAACUUAAUCGAGGUAAUGGAGGUGGUAAAGAAGAAAAUCCAAAGCCUCCAGCAACAAGUUGACGAUGCGGAAGAUCAUGCACUGGAAGUACAAAGGGCGUUGGACACUGAACGGGAACAGCGCGAAAAAGCGGAGGGCGAUGUGGCAUCCCUGAACCGCAGGAUCCAGCUGGUGGAGGAGGAGCUGGACCGCGCUCAGGAAAGACUGGGCACAGCCCUGCAGAAACUGGAGGCGGCUGAGAAGGCUGCAGAUGAGAGCGAGAGGGGCAUGAAGGUGAUUGAGAACCGAGCCAUGAAAGACGAAGAGAAGAUGGAGCUCCAGGAGAUGCAGCUCAAAGAAGCCAAACAAAUCGCCGAGGAGGCCGACCGCAAAUACGAGGAGUCUGCCCGUAAACUGGUGAUCCUGGAGGGUGACCUGGAGAGAACAGAAGACAGGGCAGAAAUUGCAGAGCUUAAGUGUGGAGAGCUGGAAGAAGAGCUGAAGAACGUCACCAACAACCUGAAGUCUCUACAGGCUCAGUCUGACAAGUAUUCUACAAAAGAGGACAGUUACGAGGAAGAGAUCAGAACACUGAAUGAAAAACUUAAGGAUGCUGAAUCCCGUGCAGAGCGUUCAGAAAAAGCAGUUGCCGUGCUGGAAAAGAACGUAGAUGACUUAGAAGACGGCAUACAUGAAGCGAAAAAGGAUAACGUAAAUAUGCAUCAACUUCUGGAACAAACACUGCACGAGCUGGGGAGCUUGUAAUAUGCCAAGAAGAACAUCAACCAAUAAAUGAAAAAACAACCCCCUUUUUUUUUGUUGUUUGAAGAUAUUUUCUACAUGCCACCCAUUGUCUGUAAUUUCACUCUUUAUCCUGGUAGCUAAAACACAUGUUUCCCUUUUUAUAUAUUUAUGCUUCUUUUGUUUCCUAACUGGUUUUUUUUUUAAUGGUUUUCCAUAUGAUAUUCAGUAUCGGUGCUGGAAAUUGUGUUUUUAGACCAAACCCUUGCAACAAAUAAAAGUGACGAAGAUCCUGAUG
Messenger RNA from Labrus mixtus (cuckoo wrasse), 1506 nucleotides. RefSeq names its product tropomyosin alpha-1 chain-like. Gene Ontology annotation, cellular component: actin filament. The record is from RefSeq and is a predicted model, not a curated record. Bases 504 to 1232 code for a protein of 242 amino acids. The transcript has 8 exons. Gene Ontology annotation, molecular function: actin filament binding. Gene Ontology annotation, biological process: muscle contraction; actin filament organization. Lineage: Eukaryota; Metazoa; Chordata; Actinopteri; Labriformes; Labridae.